Messenger RNA from Chelonoidis abingdonii (Abingdon island giant tortoise), 5746 nucleotides. RefSeq names its product sialic acid binding Ig like lectin 1 (gene SIGLEC1). The record is from RefSeq and is a predicted model, not a curated record. Gene Ontology annotation, biological process: clathrin-dependent endocytosis of virus by host cell. Gene Ontology annotation, molecular function: virion binding. Gene Ontology annotation, cellular component: early endosome; late endosome; plasma membrane. NCBI's taxonomy places the organism in Eukaryota, Metazoa, Chordata, Testudines, Testudinidae.
CCUAGGUCCGCGGCUCUGGUCCUUUGGCUGGGGAUUUCCUAAGGGAGCAGCUCUCUCCUGGGGACCAUUUCAUGAGAAGGAUCUCCCAUAACAUUAUCCAGUGGGAGCUGUCAUGCCCAUCUUAUUUCAGCUUAUCUUCCUGGCCAGUCAUGCCCAGCAAGCCUUUGGCUCGUGGGGCGUCACCUACCCCCUAAGCCUGCACAGUAUAAAGGACUCCUGCAUCCUGAUACCCUGCACCUUCAGCUACCCCAGCACAGUGACCUCCACGGGCAUUGUGGCCAUCUGGUACAAGGAUUACGAUAACGAGCGCAUUGUGAUUUACCACUCGGCCACUCCCAGCGAGGUCGAUGGCAGGUUCCAGGGCCGGACCGAGCUGCUGGGCAACCUGGCCAGCCACAACUGCACCCUGCUGCUGAGGGGCGUGAGGAGCGAGGACAGUGGCAAGUACAACUUCAGGUUCGAGAUCAACCAGGGUGACCGGUGGUCAGACCUGCGUGGAGUGAUGGUGACGGUUACCGAUGCCCCCACCAGCCCAACCAUUGCUGCCCCGGAAGAUCUAAGGGAGGGUAUGAGAGUGAACUUCACCUGCUCCAGUCCAUAUGCCUGCCCAUACGAUAGCACCACUCUGCAGUGGAGAGGCUACAAUGCCCUGCUCUCGACUGUGACUGGGACAGUGCAACUGGACACCACUGGAGUGCUCAGCCAGCAGACCCUCUACAGCAUCUUGUCAUGGCAGGACCACUCCAAAAUUCUGUUUUGCGAAGUGUCUGUUGGCUCCAAGCAGGCAACCGGGGAAAUUGCUCUGAGGGUGAAAUAUUCCCCAAAAGGCAUAAAAGUGGUAAUCAACCCCUCCACAAAGAACAUCCGGGUGGGCGACGCUGUGUCUCUCAUGUGCAGUGUGAACAGCACCUUCCCCGAGGUCACCACCUACAAGUGGUACAAGGGCGGGACUGCCCUGGGGGAGAGCCAACAGAUUCUGAUUCUCCAGAGCGUUGCUCGCGAAGAUUAUGGCCUGUACCACUGUGAAGCGGAAAAUUCCGUCGGCACCGGGGUGGCGGAAGCAGUUGUUCUCUAUGUUUUUUCUGCCGUGCUCUCGGUGAGCCCUUCUGCAGAGAUACAGGAAGGCGAGAUGGUCACUUUGACGUGCGCCGUUCCCGGCGAGGAGAACCAGGAUCUCAGCUACACCUGGUACAAGAACAACGUCUGGAUCAAGGAAGGCACGGCCCGCUCCCUGGUGUUUCACGAAGUCACCAGCAGCGACACUGGCUAUUAUUUCUGCAAGGUGCAGAACGACAAAGGGAGUGAGACGUCUCAGGCCAUCAGCCUGAGCGUGUUCUAUCCCCCUAGGGGCCUUGCCAUCACCUUGUUCCAAGAGACGCAGGAAGGAAAACUGGCUCUCAUUCACUGCACCGUGGAUAGCCACCCCCAGUCUGUGCUGGCCCUUUACCGCAACGAGGCCCUCAUUGCCACCACCAACUCCCAUGCGGCCCCCAGCCAGCGGCUCAGCAUCACAGCUUCCCGCAACUCCUUGAAACUAGAGAUCCAGAACGUGCUGCCGGAGGACGACGGCCGAUACCGGUGCACGGCAAGCAAUGCAUACGGGAACGCGACUGCUGCUAAGCUGUUCCAUGCCCAAAUGGCGAGAGUGUUGAUCAGUCCCUCCCCGGAGGUGCGCGAAGGAGAUGCAGUCACCCUGACGUGCGUUGCAACCCGAAGCGCAGAGGAAGGGACCAGCUACACCUGGUAUAAGAACGCCAGGUGGCUGAAGGACAGCUCAGAGAACACCCUGGUCCUCCCAGCUGUGAGCAGCAGGGACGCCAGCGCUUUCCAGUGUAAGGCCCAGAAUAAGAGAGGCAGCAGCACCUCUCCGGCUGUCACUCUGCGGGUGCUGUUCCCACCGAGACGGCCCCAGAUGACCUCCCUGCUAGAGACGCAGAACAGGCACCUGGGCAUCAUCCUGUGCACCACCGACAGCGACCCACAGUCCGAAUUAGCCCUGUACAGAGGAGAUGAAUUAGUAGCUUCCACCAGUGGCUCCCGCUCAGCCGGCCAGAAGCUCAGUGCGACGCCAUCGUACAACAGCCUGAAGGUGGAAAUCCGCGAGGUGGUGCUGGAGGACGAAGGGACCUAUGUGUGCUCGGCUAGGAACGCCUAUGGCAAUGCAAGCACCUCCAUGGUCUUCAGUGCAGAGACGGCGAGGAUGAUUGCCACGCCGGCCCCAGAGGUGCAGGAAGGCCAGGGGGUCAACCUGACCUGCCACGUGAGCAGCAACUCAUCGGCUAUGACUAAGUACAGCUGGUACAGAAAUGGCCAGUGGCUGUCCGAGGGCCUGGCCAAUUCCCUGGUGUUCCAGCGGGUGGCCAGUACAGAUGCCGGGGUCUAUUACUGCAAGGCAACGAAUAACGGAACAAGCAGAAGCUCCGCCUUGGUCUCGCUGAAUGUGCUGUAUGCCCCCAGGAAUCCCCGAAUGACCUCGUUCCUGGAGGCGGAGAUGGGCAGACUGGCCAUCAUCCAGUGCAUGGUGGACAGCAACCCCCCGGCCCAGCUGUCCCUGUAUAAAGGAGGCAAACUCGUGGCCUUCACCGGCUCCAGGACUGCAGCUGCCCAACGGAUCGGCAUCACUGCCUCCCCGAACUCCCUCAGGGUGGAGAUCCGGGACAUCACGCUGGAGGACGAAGGGAACUAUCGCUUCACCGCUAGCAAUGCCUACGGCACAUCUUCUGGGCUCCUGUACUUCCGUGUGCAAACGGCCAGAGUUCUAAUUACGCCCUCCACGGACGUGCAGGAAGGGGAUGAUGUCUCCCUGACAUGUGAUGUGACAGGAAAUGCUCCAGAGGACGCCACCUACACCUGGUACAAAAACAGCCACCGGCUUCAAGAGAGCUCAGACAGCUUCCUCGCCUUUCCACACAUAACCAGUGGGGAUACUGGCUCUUACCACUGCAAAGCUCACAACCCCGAGGGAACCAGCAGCAGCAUCUCCCCAGCCGUGAGCUUACACGUCUCUUAUCCGCCCCGGGAGCCCCAGCUGACCUCCUUCCUGGAGACACCGGAUGGGCAGCUGGGCGUUCUCCAGUGCACUGUUGAUAGUGACCCACAGUCAGAGUUAUCUCUGUUCAGAGGAGGCGAACUUGUGGCUUCCACCACUGGCUCCCACCCUGCAGCCAGACAGCGAGUCAGUGUCUCCUCAUCACACAACAGCUUGAAGGUGGAGAUUCAGGCUGUGGUGAUGGAGGAUGAAGGAGAGUAUGUGUGUUCUGCUAGUAACGCGUAUGGCAAUGCAACCACCUCACUGAACUUCACUGCAGAGACUGCAAGGGUCUGGAUCUCUCCUUCGCCGGAUGUCCACGAGGGGGAUGCUGUUAACCUGACCUGUGCAGUUGACAGUGAUGCCCCUGGGAUGCCGCACUACAUCUGGUAUAAGAACAACAUAUGGUUCAGUGAGGGCCCUGGCAGGUCACUCGUGUUUCCCAAGGUCACCACCGCUGAUGCUGCAUCCUACCACUGCACGGUGAAGACCCAGGAGAGGGUUAGAAGCUCUUCCCCAGGCACUUUGAACGUCCUCUAUCCUCCCAGGAAUCUCUGGGUGAAGUCCUUCCUGGAUACUCAGGAUGGGAAGCUAGCCAUCAUCCUCUGUGCUGUUGACAGUAACCCGCAGUCAGAACUGGCCCUGCGCAGAGCUGAUGAGCUGGUUGCUUCUGGUUCCUCCCGAGGUGACGGGGCAUCUGGACAGCGGUUACGCAUCUCAUCCUCUCCUAACACCUUGAAACUGGAGAUCAGGAGCGUCACCUUGGAGGAUGAAGGGAUGUACGUGUGCUCUGCAAACAAUGUGAUCGGCGAAGCCAGCACCUCUAUAUAUUUCACCAUCGAGACUGUGAGAGUUGUGAUCCAACCGGGUCCCGAUGUACGUGAGGGGGAGCACAUCACACUGACCUGUGAGGAUGCCAGCACCCAGCCGAGCACCAUUUACACCUGGUACAAGAACACCAAAUGGCUGGCAGAGGGCCCUGGCAGUUCCCUCACGAUCCGUGGUGUGGCGGGCACUGAUGCUGGCUCGUACUCCUGCACGGCUCACAAUGACAGGGGAAGAAGAACAUCUCUGCCCACCGCCUUGCGCGUGCUCUACGCCCCAAGGAAGCCCUCACUCAGCUCCUUCCUAGAUGCCCAGGAUGGGCGCCAGGCCAUCAUCCAAUGCACUGUCGACAGCCACCCACCGUCAGAUAUAGCCUUGUACAGAGGGGCUGAGCGCACGCCCGUGGCUUCCACCCAGGGUUCUCAGGGCUCAUCCAGCCAGCGUCUGGGCAUUCACAUGUCCCAUAACUCCCUGAAGGUGGAGAUGAAGGACGUCGUGCUGGAGGAUGCAGGCCAGUACAUCUGCUCAGCUAACAACACCUACGGCAGUGCCACAGCAUCCGUGCGCUUCGAUGUGGAGACUGUCAGAAUCAUGAUUGAACCAUCUCAGGAAAUACAUGAAGGAGUCACAGUCAACGUGACCUGCCUGGUUGCCGAUUGGCUCGGGGGCGAGACCAACUACACCUGGUAUAAGAACAGCAAGUGGCUGCAGGACGGUCCUGUUAGGUCGCUCCACCUUGAUAGGGUCUCCAGCACCGAUACGGGGUCAUACCACUGUCGGGCAGAGGGGAGGAGAGGAAGUGCCAUCUCUGCCCUGGUCAGCUUGGAUGUGCUCUAUACUCCAAGGAACCCAUCGAUGAACACCUUCCUGGAGAACCGCAAUGCAAGGGUGGGCCUCAUCCGAUGCACAGCUGAUAGCAACCCACGGGCUGAAUUAGCCCUGUACAGAGAGGAUAAACUAGUGGCUUCCAGCCAAGGUCCACGCUCAGCAGCCAGCCAGAGGGUCAGUGUGUUUCCAUCCUACAACACCUUGAGAGUGGAGAUCUGGGAUGUCACAUCAGCGGAUUCAGCAGAAUACAUGUGCGUGGCCAGCAAUGCACUGGGAAAUGUGACAGCCACCUCCUACUUCAGUACGCAAACUCUCACUGACCUGCGCUUGUACAAGAUCCUGGCCAGGAUGUUCAUCGCAGCUCUGGGGGCUAUUGUUCUGGCCGUUGCAGUGGUCCUGUUGUGGCCCAGGAUAACGAAGCUGCUGAAGCCGCUAAGAGAUGAAAGUUCCAUGGAACUGACUGGCACAAGGGACCAAUCGCAGGUUGACGACACGUCCUUGACCAACAGCUAACCACACCGCCUGGCAGCACCCGGAGCAGCCUGCACGGCAGCCACACUGAGACCCCCCCUGCCCGGCUGGACCUGGGCAGCGAAGUUGUUCUCACCCAGUGGCACGUUUUUAGUGCUCGCCAUACUUGGUACUUUGCAUGUGCCAAAUGCAGAACUGCUGUCAAUACCCAGAACUGAGCCUGAGCUGUGAAAAAUCCCAGGCUGUCUCUGCACAAACCCACGCCGUCCGGAGCACCCUCAUCUGCGCCCUGUGACUCCGCCAAGCCCCCACGUUUGCAAUAACCUCUGGGCGUGCUGCCAAGCAUCUCAGUCACAAAAUAAACCAAAGUGUGGUGUCACUAAUGUUGAAAAGUAUAACCCCUCUGGGCCUGAUCCUGUGUGAGGGGAAGGCAGUGGAGAAGCUCCCCCUUGAUAGCACACAUGCAGGAUCAGGCCCUUAAACCUAGUCAUUCUUAAAGCCUAUUCAACCUUCUUGGAGGGGAAGCUGGGGGAGCCCUCAGUAUCUAACAAUUGAGAGGUGCUAGGGGUGGAACUUGGCUCUCAGGUGAGGUGU